This is a messenger RNA of Bradysia coprophila, 9825 nucleotides long. RefSeq lists its product as uncharacterized. The record is from RefSeq and is a predicted model, not a curated record. Lineage: Eukaryota; Metazoa; Arthropoda; Insecta; Diptera; Sciaridae.
UCUCAGCAGAAAAAACCUAUAAAAGAAGUGAAUUAAUAGCCGAAAAAUUAGUACGAGGUUGAUUAAGCGCCUAGCAAAAUGAAGUGCUUGGCAUUGCUCGUUUUUGUGAUUUUCUUACAAUCACUUGACGCAUACAGACUAAGUGGAAAUAAUAAUGGACAGUGCAAGACUUGUGGUAAUUCUAAACCGGUCCAAUCCGGAGGCCAAAAUUUCAAUUUUAAUUUCAACAAUUUAAAUAAAUUAAAUAAUGGCCACAAUACACACUCAAACAAACAGCGUUUGGCUAAUAUUCACCGAUCGAGCGGUCAACGGUUUCCAAACAUUUCUAAUGUUGGAUUGAGCCGUUCGGUACAGAGCGUUACAACGAAUUUGCAAGAAUCAUUUGGCGCAUUGAUCGACAAUCUAGAAAGUUUAAUUCAAUGCUCAUCGCAAAUAAUGUCUGACGUAUCCAGUCAGUUGCUUAACAGUAUCGAACCGAUUGUCUCGCAAACGGGAUCAACAUUGCAAAUUUCCUCGAUAGCUGCAGCGCUACCAGACGCUUUCGAAUCGAUCGUUCAGGCCGUAUCAAUAUUGAAAAUUGAAGCAAUAACGAAUCCGGUUAUAGCUUCUAUUAAUGACAUACGAAUUUGGAUGCAAAAAUUGAUUGGACUAUGCAGUGGUCGAAUUACACCGGUGCAUAUAAAUGCCAUUAACGAUGUUGUUACUGGAUUAACCAAAUCUAUUCAAACUUUCGUUAAUACUAUUACCCUCAUCUUUACUACUUCCGUCAAAGUCAUCGGCAACAUUUCAAAAUCGGUAGAAGACUCAGUGGCUUCACUUGCAUUGGUAUUAGACACCGUCUUGGUCAUCACUCAAACUUUGACUAUUACAAUAACGACUACGAUUUCGGUAACUGUUUCGUCAACGUCAACGACUAUAACGACGUUGAACACAUUUUUGGUAACUGUAAACAGAACUCUACAGGAUUUGAAGAGCACGAUUACAUCGAUCACCGCAUCAAUUAAUGUAAGUUUAACAGUAGCUAUUAAGAACAUUAGCUUUACACUUACUACUCUUACGACUACCCUCAAUACGUCAUUGAAAAACAUUGUUGGAGUGGCUAGCGAUCUAACGCUAAACGUUGGAAAGAUAACUCAAGGUUUGACUUCCAGUGUUACGCAGCCUUUAACAAGUGUAACAAAUACGCUCGGUAAUUUUGCUAGUAGUCAUGCUCCUAUCGUAGAUGGUCCAGUCAGAAUUUCAGUACCUACAAAAACUCAACAAAGUUCGGAGACUACAUAUCAAACACAGUAUUCUACAGGGUCAAUUUCUCAAAUUCAGCAAAUUACUCCUAUAGCUCCUCUUGACGCAUCUGUAGCUCCUGUUGGCGCUGCUGUUGAUGCUCCAGUUCACGCUACUGUUGAAACUACUGUGGCUACUGUUGACGCUCCGAUUCAAACUACUGUAGCUAAUGUAGACGACCCUGUGGACACCCCUGUUGACGUUACUGUUGAAACUCCUACAGCUACUGCAGACGCUUCAGCAGCCACUGUUGAUGUUUCUGUUGACGCUCCUAUUGAUGCUCCUAUUGACGCUACUGUUGAUGCUCCUAUUGAUGCUCCUGUAGAAACUUCUGCAACUACUGUAGACGCUCCAGUUGAAGCUAAUGUUGACGCCCCUGUUGAUGCUUCUGUUGACGCUCCUAUUGACGCCACUGUUGACGCUCCUAUUGAUGCUCCGAUUGACACUACUGUUGAUGCUCCUAUUGACGCUCCUGUAGAAACUUCUGCAACUACUGUAGACGCUCCAGUUGAAGCUACUGUUGACACCCCUGUUGACGCUCCUAUUGACGCUCCAGUUGAUAAACCUGUUGACGCUCCAGUUGAAGCUACUGUUGAAGCUUCUGUUGAACCUUGUGUAGCUUCUGUUGAUACUCCUAUUGAUGCUACUGUUGAAACUACUGCAGCAACUGUUGAUGCUCCUGUAGACGCUCCACUUGAAGCUCCUGUUGACGCUACUGUAGAUGCUUCUGUUGACGCUCCUGUUGACGCUCCUGUUGACGCUCCUGUUGACGCUCCUGUUGACGCUCUUGUUGAUGCUCCUGUUGAUGCUCCUGUUGAUGCGCCUGUAGACGCUACAGUUGACGCUCCAGUUGAAGCUUCUGUUGAACCUUGUGUAGCUUCUGUUGAACCUUGUGUAGCUUCUGUUGAUACUCCUAUUGACGCUACUGUUGAAACUACUGCAGCAACUGUUGAUGCUCCUGUAGACGCUCCACUUGAAGCUCCUGUUGACGCUCCUGUUGACGCUCCUGUUGAUGCUCCUGUUGAUGCUCCUGUUGACGCUCCUGUUGACGCUCCUGUUGAGGCUCCAGUUGAUGCUCUCGUUGACACUCCAGUUGACGCUCCUGUUGAUGCUUCUAUUGACGCUACUGCAGUGCCUGUUGACAUUGCUGCAGCCCCUGUUGAUACUUUGAUCGAUAUUCAGGACCUUUCAGAUGAAAACAACACGACUUUUGAAGGUAUUCUAUCUUCUUCUCAUAAUAUUCAAAAUGCUGAGGAUAUCACCGAAGCAAUGAAUAACAACAUAAAAAAUGUGCAAAUAGACACUGAAAACUUACUGGCUUGUACGACAGACAUCGAGUUUGACUUCGACACGUUUCAAGAGAUUGUAACAGAAUUGAUUCUUCAUGUGCAAGAGUUCUACACAAAUAUCAGUUCCGUCAUUACAGCUGUUAACCCGUCCAGUAAUCUUGAUUCUGCAAAUAUUGAAUCUGUUUUAUCGCUUGUUUCUUCGUUUUCAUCUGUUCUUUCUAUUGUUGAGAAGACACUAUCUGUCGCGUUUUCUUAUAUCAGUUUGAAUUACGGCACAAUUCCAAACCUAGAAACUGUCAAUAAUGCUGUUAAUUCUGCAAUUCAAAUAUUUAGUGGAAUUACUUCAUUAAUAUCGAAUUCAGACUCACAUUCAAUUUUAAGUGAAGUAACAUCAGUUUUACCUGAUGUUACUGUUUUACCCGAUAUUCAUGGAAAUUUCCCACCCGGAAAAUAUCACGGUCGAUUCCGCGAAGGACAAUACCCAGGCAGCUUCAAACCAGACAGUUUUAAUAGAGACAAUUUUAAACCUGGCAGUUUCAAUACGGCCAGCUUCAAACCCAGUAACUUCAAACCUGGCAGCUUUCCAAAGUGGAACUUUAAACUCGACAACGUUAAAUCAAAGCACAUUUACCCUAACACACGACAUACCAACACUGACAGAAUUACAAAGGAUCGUCGAAACGUCUUAGCCUUCGCAGAACCCAAUUAUCGUCUUCCCAAUAGAGGUCCUCUUAAUGUUCCAGUUGCACCGCAAAUUGCAGCUCCUGUUAACCCAGUUACCAAGCCAAGUGAUGCAGUUGAAUCAGGUGUUUUAUCAGGUUGUCAAACUAUCGUUGACCCAGUCCACGUAGUAACACUUGUUGACGUUCCUGUUGACGCUCCAGUUGAAGCUCCUGUAGAUGCUCCGGUUGAAACUCCUUCAGUUACUGUAGACGCCUCAGCAAGCACUGCUGACACUUGUUCAGCCCCUGUUGACGCUCCUGUAGAUGCGUCUGUAGACGCUCCAGUUGAUGCUCCUAUUGACGCUCCACUUGAAGCUCCUGUUGACGCUUCUGUAGAUGCGCCUGUUGAUGCUCCUGUAGACGCUCCACUUGAAGCUCCUGUAGAUGCGCCUGUUGAUGCUCCUGUAGAUGCGCCUGUUGAUGCUCCUGUAGACGCUCCACUUGAAGCUCCUGUUGACGCUACUGUAGAUGCGCCUGUAGACGCUUCUGUUGAAGCUUCUGUUGAACCUUGUGUAGCUUCUGUUGAUACUCCUAUUGACGCUACUGUUGAAACUACUGAAGCAACUGUUGAUACUUCUGUAGACGCUCCACUUGAAGCUCCUGUUGACGCUCCUGUAGAUGCUUCUGUUGACGCUCCUGUAGAUGCUUCUGUUGACGCUCCUGUAGAUGCUUCUGUUGACGCUCCUGUUGACGCUCCUGUUGACGCUCUUGUUGAUGCUCCUGUUGAUGCUCCUGUUGAUGCGCCUGUAGACGCUACAGUUGACGCUCCAGUUGACGCUCCAGUUGAAGCUCCUGUUGAAGCUUCUGUUGAACCUUGUGUAGCUUCUGUUGAUACUCCUAUUGACGCUACUGUUGAAACUACUGCAGCAACUGUUGAUGCUCCUGUAGACGCUCCACUUGAAGCUCCUGUUGACGCUCCUGUUGAUGCUCCUGUUGAUGCUCCUGUUGACGCUCCUGUUGACGCUCCUGUUGAGGCUCCAGUUGAUGCUCUCGUUGACACUCCAGUUGACGCUCCUGUUGAUGCUUCUAUUGACGCUACUGCAGUGCCUGUUGACAUUGCUGCAGCCCCUGUUGAUACUUUGAUCGAUAUUCAGGACCUUUCAGAUGAAAACAACACGACUUUUGAAGGUAUUCUAUCUUCUUCUCAUAAUAUUCAAAAUGCUGAGGAUAUCACCGAAGCAAUGAAUAACAACAUAAAAAAUGUGCAAAUAGACACUGAAAACUUACUGGCUUGUACGACAGACAUCGAGUUUGACUUCGACACGUUCCAAGAAAUUGUAACAGAAUUGAUUCUUCAUGUGCAAGAGUUCUACACAAAUAUCAGUUCCGUCAUUACAGCUGUUAACCCGUCCAGUAAUCUUGAUUCUGCAAAUAUUGAAUCUGUUUUAUCGCUUGUUUCUUCGUUUUCAUCUGUUCUUUCUAUUGUUGAGAAGACACUAUCUGUCGCGUUUUCUUAUAUCAGUUUGAAUUACGGCACAAUUCCAAACCUAGAAACUGUCAAUAAUGCUGUUAAUUCUGCAAUUCAAAUAUUUAGUGGAAUUACUUCAUUAAUAUCGAAUUCAGACUCACAUUCAAUUUUAAGUGAAGUAACAUCAGUUUUACCUGAUGUUACUGUUUUACCCGAUAUUCAUGGAAAUUUCCCACCCGGAAAAUAUCACGGUCGAUUCCGCGAAGGACAAUACCCAGGCAGCUUCAAACCAGACAGUUUUAAUAGAGACAAUUUUAAACCUGGCAGUUUCAAUACGGCCAGCUUCAAACCCAGUAACUUCAAACCUGGCAGCUUUCCAAAGUGGAACUUUAAACUCGACAACGUUAAAUCAAAGCACAUUUACCCUAACACACGACAUACCAACACUGACAGAAUUACAAAGGAUCGUCGAAACGUCUUAGCCUUCGCAGAACCCAAUUAUCGUCUUCCCAAUAGAGGUCCUCUUAAUGUUCCAGUUGCACCGCAAAUUGCAGCUCCUGUUAACCCAGUUACCAAGCCAAGUGAUGCAGUUGAAUCAGGUGUUUUAUCAGGUUGUCAAACUAUCGUUGACCCAGUCCACGUAGUAACACUUGUUGACGUUCCUGUUGACGCUCCAGUUGAAGCUCCUGUAGAUGCUCCGGUUGAAACUCCUUCAGUUACUGUAGACGCCUCAGCAAGCACUGCUGACACUUGUUCAGCCCCUGUUGACGCUCCUGUAGAUGCGUCUGUAGACGCUCCAGUUGAUGCUCCUAUUGACGCUCCACUUGAAGCUCCUGUUGACGCUUCUGUAGAUGCGCCUGUUGAUGCUCCUGUAGACGCUCCACUUGAAGCUCCUGUAGAUGCGCCUGUUGAUGCUCCUGUAGAUGCGCCUGUUGAUGCUCCUGUAGACGCUCCACUUGAAGCUCCUGUUGACGCUACUGUAGAUGCGCCUGUAGACGCUUCUGUUGACGCUCCUGUUGAAGCUUCUGUUAAACCUUGUGUAGCUUCUGUUGAUACUCCUAUUGACGCUACUGUUGAAACUACUGAAGCAACUGUUGAUACUCCUGUAGACGCUCCACUUGAAGCUCCUGUUGACGCUCCUGUAGAUGCUUCUGUUGACGCUCCUGUAGAUGCUUCUGUUGACGCUCCUGUAGAUGCUUCUGUUGACGCUCCUGUUGACGCUCCUGUUGACGCUCUUGUUGAUGCUCCUGUUGAUGCUCCUGUUGAUGCGCCUGUAGACGCUAGAGUUGACGCUCCAGUUGACGCUCCAGUUGAAGCUCCUGUUGAAGCUUCUGUUGAACCUUGUGUUGAUACUCCUAUUGACACUACUGUUGAAACUACUGCAGCAACUGUUGAUGCUCCUGUAGACGCUCCACUUGAAGCUCCUGUUGACGCUCCUGUUGACGCUCCUGUUGACGCUCCUGUUGACGCUCCUGUUGACGCUCCUGUUUACGCCCCUGUUGACGCUCCUGUUGAUGCUCCUGUUGAUGCUCCUGUUGAAGCUCCCGUUGAAGCUCCUGUUGAAGCUCCUGUUGAAGCUCCUGUUGAAGCUCCUGUUGAAGCUCCUGUUGAAGCUCCUGUUGAAGCUCCUGUUGAAGCUCCUGUUGAAGCUCCUGUUGAAGCUCCUGUUGAAGCUCCUGUUGAAGCUCCUGUUGAAGCUCCUGUUGAAGCUCCUGUUGACGCUCCUGUUGACGCUACUGUUGAAACUCCUGCAGCUACUCCUCUUGACGCUACUUAUCAAACUCAGCAAAGUGCGGAGACCACUUUCCAAACUCAACAAUCUUCGGGGCCCACUUCUAUUGAUACGACUUUCAAUUCGAUUAUAAACAACAGCGAAAGUAUUCAUAAUAAUUAUUCCGGCUCACUUUCGGUUGUAACAGACAAGCUUUCCCAAAUUAUGCGAGAAGUAACAGUCGGUGACGGUUCCACCACAAUUAACAUUCAGGAAAUAAUUGAAGACUACGGUCGAUAUUUUGAGGCUAUUUUGAACUCCUUUUACGAUUUGGACGGAGUCGAUAGCAUAUCCCCUGUUGUUGCUGACAAUGUUCGCAAAAUUGGGUCAUCCCUUCAAAAUGUGUUUACUUUGAAGCAAGAGUACAGCACUGACAUUGACUUUGAGUUCAAAUUUAAGACAGCUCUCAUUCAACUAGGUGCAGACAUUCAAGUCUAUGCCUCGAUUGUUGGUGCGAUUAUAAGAGCUGUAGAGCCGUUUAGCAGUAGUCUCGAUUGGAAAGUUCUCGAAUCAACUUUAUCGAUUGCAAUUACGCUAUCGUCCGUCUUAUCUGUUGUACGAACGGCAUUAUCUUCGUCGUUGCCUUAUGGCAAUCAGAGUCAAAACUCAGACCUCGAAUCAAUAAUUGGAACAAUUAAAACAUCAAUUCAAGCAUUUGAUCCAGUCUCUUCUUUGAUAUCCGGAUCUGACUCACAUUCCAUUCCAAGCUACUUCAGCGUCUUUGCAUCCGCUAUAAGCGACAUUUCGAGUAUUCUUUCAAACUCUCUGAGUAAAUUCACUUUUGUCUUACCUGACAUCAAAGUCAACAUACUUCAAGUUGUUAGAGAAAUAGGUUCACAAACCAGCUCUAACACUCAGCAAACUACACAUACUACUUCUCAAACUUAUCAAAAUAUACAAUCCACUUCACAAACUGAACAAACUCAACAAUCUUAUGUAUCAAAUUCCCCUGUUGACGCUCCAUUUGAAGCUUCUGUUGACGCUCCUGUAGACGCUACUGUUGAAGCUUCUGUUGAACCUUGUGCUUCUGUUGAUACUCCUGUUGACGCUACUGUUGAAACUACUGCAGCUAUUGUUGAUGCUCCUGUAGAUGCGCCUGUAGAUGCGCCUGUAGACGCUACAGUUGAAGCUCCUGUAGAUGUGCCUGUUGAUGCUCCUGUAGACGCUCCACUUGAAGCUCCUGUAGAUGCGCCUGUUGAUGCUCCUGUAGACGCUCCACUUGAAGCUCCUGUUGACGCUACUGUAGAUGCGCCUGUAGACGCUUCUGUUGACGCUCCUGUAGACGCUACUGUUGAAGCUUCUGUUGAACCUUGUGCUUCUGUUGAUACUCCUGUUGACGCUACUGUUGAAACUACUGCAGCUAUUGUUGAUGCUCCUGUAGAUGCGCCUGUAGACGCUACAGUUGAAGCUCCUGUAGAUGUGCCUGUUGAUGCUCCUGUAGACGCUCCACUUGAAGCUCCUGUAGAUGCGCCUGUUGAUGCUCCUGUAGACGCUCCACUUGAAGCUCCUGUUGACGCUACUGUAGAUGCACCUGUAGACGCUUCUGUUGACGCUCCAGUUGAAGCUACUGUUGAAGCUUCUGUUGAACCUUGUGUAGCUUCUGUUGAUACUCCUAUUGAUGCUACUGUUGAAACUACUGCAGCAACUGUUGAUGCUCCUAUAGACGCUCCGUUGGAAGCUCCUGUUGACGCUCCUAUUGAUGCUCCAGUUGACGCUCCUACAGAAUCUACAAUUGACGCUCCUACAGAAUCUACAAUUGACGCUUCUGUAGACGCUACUGUUGAUGCACCUGUUGACGCUACUGUAGACGCUCCUGUUGACGCUACUAUUGACGCUCCUGUUGAUGCACCUGUUGACGCUCCUGUAGACGCUCCUGUUGACACUCCUGUUGACGCUGCUGUAGCAGCUAAUCCUGUAGGUGGUACUGAAGGAACUGUGGACACUAUAUACUCUGUUGACCCUAUAUUUACAACAUACCCUAUAUAUAACGUUGAUCAUAUUUAUCCUGUUGACCCUGUUGUCCCUGUAGCAACUAUUGAUCCUGUUUUUUCAGGAGGAACUACUACCGUAACAACACUUGCCAUUAAUUCACUAGAGAAAGCUUUCCAAGAAGUGUUGCAAACGUUAAAUAGUUUAAAAUCAAUUCAAAAUUUGAUUGGAAAUACUUACACAACUGUUCUAAAGAUCCAAACUAUUUUGCGAACAUUGUUAAUACGAGUAGGAAAAAUUGACAGAACCACAUGCUCGAGCGGUAAUACUUUGGAUGGUAUAGUUGUUGCUAUCAACGAUAAUGUUGACGAUCUUGAUGAUUUAGUAAAGUAUCUAGUCGACGAAGUUGCACGCAUAACCAAGAUUUCGGCCAUUGCUACUGAUGCAUUGAUUGUAUUUACAGGUACUAUUGAAUUAGUAUUUUGCCUAACAGGAAAUGUAAACACAUUCGUUACUGGUAUCUUGGAUACUGUCGCUAAUUUAAGCACCAAUACUGUUUCCACAAUCGAAACAACAAUUGGUUCAUCAGUUCAGGGUCUAGUUUCAUCGUUCAAUGAAGCUGUAAGCACAUUACAGAGCAGUGUUAACUCAAUCAUCGGCAAAGACCAACUUCUUAAAACAUCUCUCAAUGGCGUUAAAAGAUCAUUGUCUGAGGCACUAGGAACUCUGUCAGCAUCCUACAUAAAAUCGACACGUGGUACAGCUAAGAACAUAAAUUGGAAAGGUGGUCUUUUCAACAAUCUUAAGGCAGUUCAAGAAAGAAAUAAAUCAUUGUCAGGAACAUCGAUUACAAGACCAGCAUCAGCUACAACUGGAUCUUCGGUUAAUUUGUUGUCGAAUUUGUCCAAAUUACUCAAAUCGUUAGGAAAUUCAGGUGGAGGAUUCUUUAAGUAUAAUAUCAAAAAUAACGGUUGCCGGAAAUGCCAAUGCAACUGAGUAGUGACAUGAUGUCGUGUAUUUCGUUUCGUUGCUUUAAUGUAACACAUGAAACUUAAUACGACUUAUUUGUGGGACUAUUUUAUGGGUGAUGGGUUGAAUGAAUUAAAAUUAUAUUAUGGGUGGUGGGCUAAGCAAAUUAUAUAAAUACGAAUGGAUAUUGGGCUGCACAAUAUUUUUUCGGUGAUACAAUUACUACGAAGUUGUCGUUUUGCACUCCAAAAAAAAAUGUUAAUUACUCGACUGGAUAUGACGUAUUGUUGGAAUAUUUAAAUCAGACAAUAUCUAUGAAACUUUUUUUCAUAAUUGCAUAAUAGUUUUCUGUCGUGUAUUUAGCUUGAAUUUAACUUUUAUACAAUUAUAAGUAAUUUUAAGUGCAAAAAUUGUAUCCCUGAAAAAUUUUUUUGGAAUAAAUGAAUUCACACACUG